ACUGCCUAUCCUGCCUCUCCAGCGCUCUUGCCUCCCGUUGCUGUGCGCUGCAGUGCUUCGCUUCGGUCUUUUGCUUUGUAGCCUGUACCACCGCUUCGCCGCCCCCUCCUUUUCUCCUCUCCCCGCCUUUGCCAGAUCCUCUCCUGGUCAACAUCCAGCGAAUGAUCGGUCCAACCCCAGUCCCCCUGCAGGGAACUGUGCCGGAGCAGCUGAGGUCUGAGUGAAAGCUUCUAAAAUAAGACGUGGAUAUAAGUGUCGUUGUUGGUGUUACCCAGGAUCUUAUUUCGCGGGCAUGCCAGUACCGGACCAGCCGUCGGAGCAGGAGAAAGGCGCCAGCCUGCUGAGCCCGGGUCUGCCUGCAUCCAAUGGAGACGGAUCGGAUGGGACCGAGACCACCUCCGCUAUCCUGGCCUCUGUCAAAGAACAGGAGCUGCAGUUUGAAAGGCUGACCCGUGAGCUGGAGGCGGAGAGACAGAUUGUGGCCACCCAGCUGGAGAGAUGCAAGCUGGGCUCUGACACCGCAGGAAGCAUGACUAGCAUCAGUUCGGCAGACGAGCAGUUUCGCUGGAACUCACAAGCCGAUGGCCAGAAGGACAUAGAGGAUGAGCUGACCACUGGACUAGAGUUGGUGGACUCCUGCAUCCGGUCACUCCAGGAGUCUGGAAUUCUGGAUCCCCAGGACUACAACACAGGACAACGUCCCUCUCUUCUCUCCCAGAGUUCUUUGCAGCUCAACUCCACCCCGGAGGCUUCGCUCCAGUACUCCGCCAACUACCAUAGCAACCAGACCCUCGCCCUUAGCGACAGCGGCGCUGCGGCAACCCCACAGCGUAGCGGACAGGUCGGUGGGGCCGUGCAUAGCUACAACCAGGUGACGUCCAGCCGUGCGGCCCAGCAGCAGGCGGCGGGAGGCGGAGAUUCCUUCUCUCAGAGCCACGGGAGUGCCUUCCACCUGCCGGACGCACAGCCGCAGACUGCUGGUCACUAUUACUCCAGUUCCACCUUGCCGGCCCAGCGUGUGAGUUCUCCCCUGACAGGUGGAGGGGGAGUUGGAGGUUCCGGUUCUCCGAACAAGCUGCAGCGCCUGGGCUCUGCCUCAGAUUCACCAGGCUACGUCACCACCCAGCGCCUGCCUUCCUCUUCCCCUUCAUCCUCACCCAACAAACAGUCCCCAGCCAACCGACUGGCCAAGUCCUACAGCACCACUGUCGCUGCGACAACAGGAGGCUCUGGGUCUCCGCACAGGGUGGGGUCCCCGCCCAACAACACCGUUGCCGGGGGAGGGGCUAGCGCUUCAUCGUCACCGCUGCACCAGAUGAGUUCAGGCAUAGGGAGCUACGCAACCCUAUCUCCCAAACGACUGGCUGCUCACCACGCCUCCGACCAGUACAAGAUAUCCCACGAGCUCUAUGCUACUGCCACACUACAGAGACCUGGCAAUCUGGCAGGUUCUAGGGGUUCCUACAGUAGUCAGCACAGCCACUGCGGUCCAGACCAGCACCCUGUGGGCUCCCCAGAACCCCACAUAGAGCCCCUCUAUGAGGACAGGGUCAACCUCUACCAUAAAGGACCUAUGAGAGGACUCGGAAACAACACUGCCCCGCCCUCCCCUGGUGUCGACUCCGCCUCUUUACAGCGAGCUGGCUGCCACGGCGCCGGGGGAAGCUACGCCCGCGGGGGCGCCAACAACUACGCCACGGUCGGCCCCGGCUAUACCGCGGAGGCCUACGCCACUGACCCAUACAGCGCCGACCCUUACCGCACCCUCCAGUACUGCCCCUCCGUUGAGUCUCCCUACAGCAAGUCCGGACCCGCCCUGCCACCAGAGGGCACCCUGGCACGCUCGCCGUCUAUCGACUCCAUACAGAAAGACCCAAGGGAAUUUGGAUGGAGGGAUCCAGAGUUGCCUGAGGUGAUCCAGAUGUUGCAGCAUCAGUUCCCUUCGGUCCAGUCCAAUGCUGCUGCCUACCUCCAACACCUCUGCUUUGGAGACAACAAGAUUAAAUCAGAGAUUCGCCGUCAAGGGGGCAUCCAGCUGCUGGUGGACCUAUUGGACCAUCGUAUGAGCGAGGUCCAUCGCAGCGCCUGCGGAGCCCUGAGGAACCUGGUGUACGGCAAGGCCAACGACGACAACAAGAUCGCCCUGAAGAACUGCGGGGGGAUCCCGGCCCUGGUACGCCUGCUGCGCAAGACCGGAGACGUGGAGAUCCGAGAGCUGGUCACAGGUGUGUUGUGGAACCUGUCAUCAUGCGACGCCCUAAAGAUGCCCAUCAUUCAGGAUGCACUGGCCGUUCUGACCAAUAGCGUCAUCAUCCCCCACUCCUCCUCCUGGGACUCCACCCACAAUCUCCAUGACAAUCGCAAGCAACAAACACACACCUCCCAGGUGCUGCGCAAUGCCACCGGCUGCCUCAGGAAUGUGAGCUCGGCUGGUGAGGAAGCCAGGAGGAGGAUGAGGGAGUGUGAUGGCUUGACAGACGCUCUCCUCUACGUCAUACAGACGGCCCUGGGCAGCGACGACAUCGACAGCAAGACCAUAGAGAACUGCGUGUGUAUUCUGCGUAACCUGUCAUACCGGCUGGCGGCUGAGACUUCUCAGGGCCAGCAGCUGGGUUCAGAGGAGCUGGACGGACUGCUGUGUGAUGCUAACGGACGUGACGGAGAGACUUCAGGCUGCUGGGGAAAGAAGAAGAAGAAAAAGAAGGGACAGGACCAGUGGGAUGGUGUAGGACCUCUCCCGGACACUGUGGACCCUCCCAAAGGAGUCCAGAUGUUGUGGCAUCCGUCCAUAGUGAAGCCCUACCUGACCCUGCUGUCAGAGUGCUCCAACCCAGACACUCUGGAGGGAGCGGCGGGAGCCCUGCAGAACCUGGCUGCAGGCAGCUGGAAGUGGUCCGUCUACAUCCGUGCUGCGGUGCGUAAGGAGAAGGGUCUUCCCAUCUUGGUGGAGUUGUUGAGGAUCGACAACGACCGCGUGGUGUGUGCUGUCGCUACGGCACUCAGGAAUAUGGCCCUGGAUAUAAGAAACAAAGAGCUGAUAGGCAAAUACGCCAUGCGGGACCUCGUCCACCGGUUGCCUGGCAGCAGCAGUAACAACACCGGAGGAAGUGGUGUGUCAGGCGGAGGACCCGGUGGCCCGGUGACGCCCAGUAAGACCAUGUCAGACGAUACGGUGACGGCGAUCUGUUGCGCUCUGCACGAGGUCAUCACCAAGAACAUGGAGAAUGCCAAAGCCCUGAGGGACGCCGGUGGGAUAGAGAAACUGAUUGGCAUCGCUCGUUGCAAAGGAGACAAACAUUCAGCCAAGGUGAUGAAGGCAGCCUCUCAAGUGCUCAGCAGUAUGUGGCAAUACAGGGACCUACGCAGCCUCUACAAGAAGGAUGGAUACUCCCAGUAUCACUUUGUAGGUUCAGCUUCUACAAUUGAGAGAGACAGACAGAGACCAUACUCCUCCUCUCGCACGCCGUCUGUGUCCCCCGUACGAAACUCACCCAACAACCGCUCAGCGAGUGCCCCUGCCUCUCCCAGAGAGAUGAUGAGCAUAAAGGAACGUAAGCCUGAAUAUGACGCCACGGCAACCAACGCAGGUUUCCACAGCAACAAAGGAGAGCAUACAUCCCGGAAAGAUGCCAUGGCAGUCCAAAUCUCCUGUGGAAGAUCCACAUUGUUCCGGAAUUCUUAUGUGACUGCUAAUGAUGAGAUCAAACACAACCAGGUCCCUCCCCAGCCCGUGGCCCAAGCGCCGCAGUCAGACUGCUCUCCUCCACCCAAAGACUACGACAAGUUCCCUCCAUCCCUCCCUCCAUCUUUCCCUCCUCCGCAGAACCCCGGACGCAUGCUGGACGACUCCUUCUUUGAGCCCCCGGACCAACCCCUCCCCCAGCCCCCGUCUCAGACCGCCACAGACCUCCGGAUGCACCUGGGCCUCAAGUCCACCGGCAACUAUGUGGACUUCUACUCCGCAGCCCGGCCGUACUCCGAACUGAACUACGAGACCAGCCAUUACCCAGCUUCCCCGGACUCCUGGGUCUAGGCAUGGAAGUCACGAAUGAAUUAACCCCGGUCCCGGAAAGAAACAGGCUGGUGCCGGGUUUAGCUCCAACCCAGCACUAAGAACAACUUGAUUGGAGUGAUGGGAGGGCGAAGUGAACAGCUGGUUUCAGGACGUCAGGGUUGUUAGUGCUGCGCUGGAACAGAAGUCUCCAUGGUCCUGCAGUUCUCCAGGGCCGGGAGUAAAGAUCCCUGGUGAUGAAAAUGGGGGGU
This is a messenger RNA of Esox lucius (northern pike), 4263 nucleotides long. It is a transcript of the gene ctnnd2a, whose product is annotated as catenin (cadherin-associated protein), delta 2a. Gene Ontology annotation, biological process: dendritic spine morphogenesis; cell-cell adhesion; cell-cell junction assembly. Lineage: Eukaryota; Metazoa; Chordata; Actinopteri; Esociformes; Esocidae. Gene Ontology annotation, molecular function: cadherin binding. Bases 293 to 4033 code for a protein of 1246 amino acids. Gene Ontology annotation, cellular component: plasma membrane; nucleus; postsynaptic density. The transcript has 25 exons. The record is from RefSeq and is a predicted model, not a curated record.